Molecule: messenger RNA, 15647 nt
Organism: Mus musculus (house mouse)
Lineage: Eukaryota; Metazoa; Chordata; Mammalia; Rodentia; Muridae
Gene: Mmaa
Product: methylmalonic aciduria (cobalamin deficiency) type A
Exons: 7
Coding region: 10555-11316 (253 amino acids)
Biological process (GO): cobalamin metabolic process
Cellular component (GO): mitochondrion; cytosol; cytoplasm
Molecular function (GO): identical protein binding; protein homodimerization activity; GTP binding
Source: RefSeq, a predicted model, not a curated record
AGGAAAUAGUAUUUUUAUUAGGAUGGUUCUUUUAAGGCUUUGUUUCCUAUUAGAGACUAUAAACAUGGAAAGUUAUAUAAUCAUGAGGAACGUAAAUGGUGAUUACAAAAUGUGAGGGUGUCAUAAGAAUAUAUUUGGAAUGGAUGGAGCAAGUGAAUGGUUGGAAUUUGCCCCAGCUGAUUGAUGUCAUGUGGGAAAAGUAGACAUUUAGUCUUGCUGUAUGUAAGAAAGGUGUUGAACAUUGCUUUAAAAUCAGUGCUUUAAAAUCAUUCAUUGCCACGGGUCUUCUACAGAGAUCUGAGUUUUCUGGAAUAAGGAACAAGUAUCUAUAUUUUUAUGUGAUCCUCCCGUUGGUUUUAAUGUGAUUGGUGUUGGGUUGAGUUAACAAGCACCCUCUGUGAGCCGGGUAUCACCUAAGUUAGUAUUCAGAAUAAUUUGAUUUAGAGAAGAAAGAUUUCCCCAAAGCCAGGAUCAUCAGGAGAGGAUUUAAGAGAAGAGUGGAUUUAAGCAGAGGAGAAAUGUUGUAGAAGAGGAAAGAUGAGACCAGUUAAAUCUGGAAUGUGGGAAAUUGGGAAAGUAAGUACUAGGUUUGGAAGACCAAGUCUCCUUAGAGGAAGGAGGUCUGAAAGGAGAGUAUGAGAAAAUUGUGCAGCAGAAACAGACUAUUGGACUUGGUUCUAGGGCAUCAGUGUCACACAGAAGGCUUAAGAAUGCUUGCAGUGGGGGCCCACUCCCCUAGUCAGAAUGCCUGGAGUGGGGCCUGAGCGUUCCCUCUCACAGGUACUCCUGGUCUGGUUUGGGAGAUCACUGUGCUAGGACGCGGAGGAAUUUGAACAGAAGAAGCUAGAUUCAUGUUCCAAGAUGGAUCUUACUGAGCAGUCCAAGGGCACUGGAGAAAGAGUGGAGAAGGGCAGUGUUUCUCAUUCUUGAUCAGCACGAACUUGGCACCAGGUCCUGCCCGAGUGCACAGCCAUUAUUCACACUUGCUAUUCCCCUGGCCUGCUUAUAUUUGCACAAGAAGAGCCUGAGACCAUAAGAGGGCUCAGUUACCAGUGCUAGUCUCACUAAUGCUGCAGAUUUCCAGAGCAAUGAAUAACAACAUUUAAUGGUGAGAGGGUCCCAGCACAAAUUGACCUCAGAGUAGAAAUUUGGACAUGUGACUCUUUCUGGAAAUAGUGAAAGAUAAAGUAGACAGGAACCUCAGAGAAGCCCUCCCGAGGCAGUGAGUGUGUUCUGUGUUACCCUCACUUAUCAGCGACCACCUUAACCACUCUGUAAAACCAUUUUAAAACUUGAAAGGGAGAGGUGAAGCUUUGAGCAGGGGUGGAGAUGAUAAGCAGGCUAGUGGUAUCUGACAACAUAGUUUCCAAAUCAAAAUCAGUUACACACCGGGUGAUUGUGUGGCCUGUGUGUAUUGUACUAUAUCAUAGACACUGAUUGGGUUUAAAAUGCCUUUUCUUGUCAUGGUAAUUACUGACAUUAAGAAUAUUCACUUGCUCAGUUCCAAGACAAAUAUCCCAAGUCAGGCCCUGCUGCUGAGCAAACUCCCAAUGCAGAAAAGUGGGUAUGGAUCAGACUUUUAAAGGAAAAACACACAUUUACAAGUGUUCUGCUUUCAAAAUAUCAAUUAGCAGUCAGUGUAAUGGAGUUAUGGACUAACGUAAAAUUAUUACAUAUAUUCUUUGAUUCUGCGAACGAGCUAUAGAUACAGAGCACCCAUGGUUUAUAGUAGACUGCCAUCUUAAAAGUUACCACUGUACAUUGUGAUGAGGGUUGUCAGGCUGGGGGAGUAAUCACACUAUGGUUCCUGGAGGAUGAAGAGGGUUUUGUGAGAUAAUGAGAAAGAGCAUGUCCCACAUGGAAAGACUAUGGUGACAGCCACUCUGGGAAAGAGCGUAGCUGCCUCUGGAGUCUGUACACACAGAAUGGAGACAGCAGGAAAGCAAAGGUUGAGGAGGAGGGGGUGUCAAGAAUUCAUGGAGGAAUAUAAGGUAUUUAUGUCAUCACUGCUUGCCUGGAUUGUAAACUUGAUGCCACCAGGAGUCAUUUCUGACCCAUAUGCCAGUACAUUCCAAGGUCUAGCCCAGGGCCCUGCAUAUGGUAGCUUCUGCAUAAGUAUUUAUUGACUGUGCCAUUGCACAGUCAUAGAAGAAAACAUUUUUAUUUUUAAGGUAAGGCAGGGGGAGCCUUGAAGGUAGGUUUGAAGGAGAGUAUAUGAGCAUGAGAUGCCUGAUAGCGUGGAGGAUGAGUAGAGAAUGUGUGAGAGGUGGCGUUGGUAGACUGUGGGCUUCCAGACUUCACAGUGUACUCAUUGCAGGCUGCGGUAGAAAACCAGAAGAAACAGUGCUCGGGAGGAUUAUCUAUAAAAGGGAUACAUGUUAUCGAGUGACAUUUGUGUUUCAUGCAUUCGUGCAUGUGUAUUGUAAAUAUAUGUCUUAUAGCAUACACAGCUUGAAACCUACAACAUUAGAGAGAUGUGGAUAAUGGAGAAGAAAGAAUAAGUCACUUUUGUGAAAAGUAGAUGUGAACUUAAAAUGUUAUUAUCUGUGUAACUCUCUCAGGGGCAGUAUGAUUAAGUUUUGUUCCUGUAACAAAGCAAAGGUUUAUUUUGGUUCAGUUUUGGAGACUGAUUCAUGGCCAACUGCCCCUGUUGGCCCUGUGGUAGCACAGUGAUUGUGGUGGAAGUGUGUGGCAGAGGAGCUACCUGCCUCAUGGAGCCAGGAAUGAAGGAAAGAAGGGGCUGGGACUCUAAUAUCCCUGUUACGAGAUCCCCAUGGCACAGCUUCUGAGAGGUUCCACUUCCUUAAGGCUCUACUGCUCCUAAGAGCACCAAGGGCUUAGCACCAAGACUCUCGCACAUGGACCUUUAGUACUUUUAAGAUCCAAAACAUAACAAGAAGCAUUGACAGCUUAUUUCAGUAUUUAUGUCUACUUAGUAUUUUUCACUGUAUAUUAAAACUCUGGCACCCUGGUUUAUUAGGUAUGACAGUACUUUGUAGUAGGCAACUAAACGUUGUAAAUACCACAGAAUUCUGCGUUUUAAAAGUGCUUAGUCUACAGAUUGUAGGAUGAAGCUUUCUGUCAAAACUCAUGACAACUGAACAGUUUGGUAUGGUUAAUGGCUACAUUCUUUGGCUUCUGCCCUUCAGGCAAAGGUGCUUAGUUACAAGAGCAAGCGAGAAGCCCUUCUUCCUACUUAGACCAUUUUGUCAGUAUAAUGGACAGAAUCUGCUAGAAUGUCAAUAAAAUUACAAACUUAUUUUUCUGUCCUGCCUGUGACAUGUAUAUUAAAGAUAAAAAGUUGUUCAUUAGGCUAAGUUAUAUUUGCAUUUAAGAAAUGUAGUAUCCCCUUUAAAUCAGUUUAAUUAAAUAAUGGGGCUAUGUGGAUUUAUUGGGUGUGACUUUUCUGUGAAAUGAAGAACAUUUUAAAAUGCUUAAAAUUUAGUCUGUUCUGUACCUAACUCAUUAUUGGGAAAUCAUGUUGACUUUCUAAAUUUGACAAAAGUAAAAAACAAAUUGUAAACAAUGAACAUCCAGAUGUAACAAUGAUAGAUCCAAAUGUGAAGGCUGUGUAACUUUCUCUUGAGGUCUUAGCGUACAGAUCUGUGUUUAUAAAAUCCCACCACUAGUUGUGAGGCCUUGAGCCUCCACCUCACAGUGCUGAGCUUCUUCACUGUACAGCGGGGCUCCUUUGUUGUAGGAUUAUUGUAGGAUUAGUUAGGAAAGUACACGUAGAACCUCAUCAUACUGCACAUGAAGUGAAGCAGAGCUGUUGCUGUCUGCCGUUCACAUAGUCCCAAGAGAUGGGGCGCACAGGGUGGGCUGAGGGGAGAUCAGCCUUAAACAGCCUGGAAGGUGUCAGAAGAAUCUGGAUAAUUUUGUUAGUUUACUGGGGGCAGGUAAAAUGAUGCCGUUAGUUAUUUCUUAGUUCUUGUUUCUCACUUCAAGGACUUUUAAGCCCUGUCUGGGUAUGAAAGAACUGCCUCCAGAGCAAACUGAUCAGAUAGUUAGCACAGGGUUGUCUAAGAACGCCUGCUAUUAAUUGUUGUGAUAGUACAUCGCAUGCAUGACAUUCUCAGUGAAUAAAAAUACUAUCUUAAGAUUGUUUUAGGGAACUGCUUUUUAUAUAUGUUAAAGGAAGCUACACUGUCUUAAUUAGACGGUUUUUAUCCAUUUUGUUUAGAGAAUUUUCUUGUAUUAUGAAUAGACACUUCGAUCUGGUAAAGUUCUUGUUGUGGGUUUGGUUCUUUCCAUAUUUUUAUAUUUCUUCUCUGGAAGCUUGGUUAGAUGUCAGAGAUGUCUCGAUUGACGGUAGGUGCUUGGAAGAGCAGUGUGUGUUUGUAAAGGUUCUCUGCUCACACAGGCUUUAUUGCCAGUCAAGCUCUUCCCCAUAGGCUGAGUUCCACUGAUGAGUCUAAAGAACCGUUUUGAAAGUUGGCCAUGUGCCAGGCCCUGCUCUAGAGUCUGAGGAGGUAAAGACUACAUGCUGUCCUUUCUCUGGGAGGACCAUCAGCUGACCAAGGAGUGCUGAGACCUGGUUAAUAGAUUUCAAGACAAAGCAACGAAUAUUGUGUUGCAGAUAUGAACAGAAAGUUGUGGAACUAGCAUGGUUGACAAGCAUGGCUGACGAGCACUUUUAACUGCCUGGGAGGGUCUGAAGGAAUGCUGGGUGAAGCAAGGGUGCUGUCUGUCAGUCAAAAUAAAAUUUCUGGCAGUGGCCCAUUGGGUAACACCUUUCAUGGUGUGGUUGCAUGUCCAAAUCUGAUUCUGAUAAAAAUAAUGGCUAAAACACUAGCCACCCUUUCACCUUGCAUGUAGUUCCUUUUACUAGUUUCUUUUUUGGAAGAUAUGCUAAUAUUGUGUCUAAUUUGGAAGUUGACAUGCACACAUAUUGAAUGUAACACUGAAGGUUACAAUAAAUAGUAAAAGACUCAUCAAGUUGAUUCCUGGGUUAGGAAGAGAUCUAAAUGAGGAAUGAAGGGUCAUAGGUUAUGGCAAAGAUAAUUAAAUCAUGAGUGGUUACUAGACAUUUCUCAUUUUAAAAAAAUAUAAAUUUUAAUCUUUAAAAAUGAUUUAGUGGUUGCUAUAGCAACUGUAUUAGUUUCCCAUUGGUGGUGUUAGUGUAUAGCAAAUUAUCACACAUUUAUUUUCUUAAUAAUUAACUGAUUUAUGGGGGAGGGCACACAUGCCAAGUCAGGCAUGUGGAGGUCAGAGAGCAGCUUAGUAGAGAUGGCUCUCUCCAUCGAUUUUUACUUGGGUUCUGGGAAUCAAAGACAGGUGAUGAGGCUUGCCUGCUAAGCACCUGUACCUGCUGUAGUAUCUGGCUGGCCCAACACUUUUAUUGUCUUAGAGUUUAGUUAGUCAUGCCUGACACAGGUUGAAGUAGCUAAAAAUCAAGGUGUUGAUGGCCUUUAUGCCACCCUCUUUUCAGUGACUGCUGCUUCUGGUUUUCUCAGCCUCUCCUCCAGUCAGUCAGCCUUCACAGGUUGUCUCACUCUGUUUACUCCAACCUCAGAGAGCCGACUGGGCCUCCUGAUGUCCAGCUGUUCUUUUUUUCUGCCUUUCUCCUCAUUUUAAAGGUCGUGGUGAUGCUACGGAGUCAACUCUUUCUUCACUAGCACCCUGAAUUCUAUGAGCAUAUUUCAGUUCCCCUUUGUAAAGUAAUAUAUGUUCUGAGAGUUGAGGAAUUCAGACACAUGGGCACUGUCAGAGAUGUCAUUAUCAUACACUAUAACAUUAGGCUGCUUUUUAACAAUAUGGUCUGCCAAAAGCAGAUUAGAAGCACGCCACGAUAACCCUGAUGUAAGGGAAGUUUUAUUUUAAAAAAUGCUCUCAACUUCAAUCCCUAAUCAGUUUUUGGUUGGUUGGUUGUUGGUUUUUUUUUUUUUUUUUUGGUUUUUUGAGACAGGGUUUCUCUGUAUAGUCCUGGUUGUCCUGGAACUCACUUUGUAGACCAUUGUGGCCUCGAACUCAGAAAUCCACCUGCCUCUGCCUCCCAAGUGCUGGGAUUAAAGGCAUUCGACACCACUGCCCGGCUUCUAAUCAGUUUUAAAACAAGCUUGUAUCUCAUGGAUUUAAAUAACAUGUAAACAUUGGAGAUAUCCAAAUUAUGUCUGAGCUCUGAUUUUAGCACCAAACUUAAGACUGAAAUGCAUCUGCUAUCUCAGUUAGAUAUCCAGUGGGCCUUCUUAAAAAUUAAAUCUGGAGGUGGGAGAUGGCUUAGAUGAUAAAGCAUUUGCCAUCCAAGUGUGAGGGCUGGAGUUCAGAUCCUCAGCUCCCACAUAAACACCUCUCAGGCAUGGUGACAAGGCUGUAUUCUCAGCACACUAAGGCCCAUGGAGGGAUCCCCAAAUUGAGAUAGCUAACUAGACUAGCCAAAUGGUGAACAAAGUUCAAAUUAGAGACCUUACCUCAGUCUAUAAGGUGGAGAGCAAUCAAAAACAACAUUUGACAACCCUCAGCCUCCAUACACAUGACAUAUACAUGUCUGACCAUACCCAUGCACACAAACAUGUCCCCCAACAUACAAAAUACUAAAAAUAAAAAUUGAAGUCAUUUUAUCUAUCUACCUAUCAUACCUACCAACCCACCCACCCUCCUUCCCAUCCUAUCUAUCUUCUGGUCAUAGCUCAAACCUUACCUCCCAUUCUUCAGCUUCCUACGGCUCAGGGUAGACCUUUACCUGAGCUUUAACAUCUGCAUCGCACAUCUGGUAUGAGAACAGCUCCUUCAGAGUUCACAUGGAGUUUGAGCAUCACCUGUACUUGGUCCAGGCCACCAUCUCUUCGCAGUUACAGUAAUUCCUGCACUGUUUUCUCAUCUUGUUCUACAUCUCACUCCCUGCUACCUACUUGGGAAUUUUACAUGAAAUAGCCAGAAAUUCUAAAAACAAAGCACAACUAAACAAAAACAACAACAAAAAGAAACCAAACAGUAAUGAGCUGGAGAGAUGGGUCAGCAGUUAAGAACACUGGCUGCUCUUGGAGAGGUGCUAAGUUCAAUUUCCAGCACCCACAUGGUGGCUCACAACCAUCUGUCAUGGCUUCUGAUUCCCUCUUCUGUGGUCAUGAAAACAAAGCACUCUUAUACAUAGGAUAGAUAGAUAAAUAAAUAAAUAAAUAUGUAUAAUAAAUUCUUUGUCCUGCCUUCCCAUCUCACGCAUUUAGUACACUCAUCUGUCUGUAAAGCCUGUGUCCAUCCUGUCUUUGACUGUCUCUCCUGAACUUUUCCCUGUAGCUCAUUCAGAUCCAGCCACAGUGACUGACAGACUGACAGACAGUACAUUGAUUUUCUCCUAAGAACAUAAACUCCAUGAUGGCAGUAACACUUUUUGUUGCUGCUGUAUUCUCAGAGCCAGACUAAUGCAUGACACAUAGUAAAUGCUUAAACAGUUAUUCAGUGGAUGCUUCAUAAUCUUGGUUUGGGGUUCCCCUCUCCCCUUACUCCCAGUAAGACCUUUUAAUACAAAAGGACAUAUUUUACAUAGUUCUAAUUUGCUUUCAGACAGCAUGUGAGAAGUAAGUUCAGAUCAGCUGUAUCUUGUCUCUGUGGUUGUUUUAAAGUAACUACCGCAUACCUGAUGUGUCAGCUUUAUGGAGUCUAACGUGCAGGAAGUUCUUUAAUCUGGUUUCUGUUUUCUAUCCCUUAAUGCCACACCCAAAUCUAUGUUCUCCACUUCUCUUUUGUUUCCUCACUAAGGACUCUUUCUCUCAGGUUUCUCAUUCUGUCCUCUUUUGCUAGAGUCUCAUCACUCCUCAAUUCUCACGGUGCUUCUACAUGUUAUAUGACUGUACAUUGCUGCUGCUGCUGCUACUACUACUACAACAACUACAACAACUACUACUACUACUACUACUACUGCUACAACAACUACAACAACUACUACUACUACUACUGCUACAACAACUACAACAACAACAACUACUACUACUACUACUAUUACUAUGAUUGAUUGUGUUGCCCUUGACAAUAGACAAAAGGUAGUUUGGGCCUCAGUUUUUUGUCCCGGUUCAAACCUCAUCUCUCAUCACUAGUUUUGUAUAUCCAGAUCUUCUGCCUUCACCGACUUUCCCAAUCUUCUCUAGUAUGGCAAGGACUAGACCAAGUAGCUACACUGGAUUUACACAUUUAAGGCCUCAGCCUGGAAAACCUGCCCCAUCCUUCUAUAGCAUUUUUAUUCUUUUAGACUUAGUCCUGGCAUUGACUCCCCAGUGACUUGAAUUCCUCAGUGAGAGUUAGCUCCUGUGAUAGUGACUUUUCCCUUAGCACUUUGUGCUUUGGGCCGUUGCUGUUUUGUUUUGUUUUGUUUUGUUUUGUUUUGUUUUGUUUUGUUUGGACAUGGUGUGUCUUAUUUCAUGAGCUCUUGAAGUACUAAGGCUCCGUCACUGAAGAAAAUGAAGUAGUAAACUGCAGUAGGUUGACUAAGAAUCUCCAUAGGAUAUGUCCAUGUCUUAACCCCUAAACCUGGAAAUGUGACCCUACUUAGAAAAGCAGUCUUUUUGUUGGAAUUUAGCAAUUACUUCCAACAUUAUAGUAAUUUGUUACAACUUGUGUGAGGGGCUAAGUUGAAGAUUAAAGCAGAUGGCUCUUAUCUGUUACUGUUCUCAUCAUUGAUCAAAAUGCCAGAAAUGGGUGACUUAGGGGAGGAAAGCCUUAGCUUGGCCUUUGUUCCAGGUGAUCUCAGCACAUUAUGGUGAGGAAGACAUGGUGGCUGGAACAGAUGAUGGGACUCCUCAUAUCACCCAGGCAUACAGAAGGUCAGAGCUUGGGACCAGAAGCAAAGAGAACCAAUUGUCAAAGCUUCUCCCACAGCCAGGUUCCACAUCUUAAAGGUUCUACAACUUCCUAAAACUGUCAGCAGUUGGGGACCAAGUAAUUCCACACAGGAGCCAAAGGGACCGGGUCAGAUUUAGGCUGGAGUAGCAGGAGCACCUAGCACCAUUUCUGUCACCAUCUGUGUUUCACUGUUAUUCAAUGAUUUGGGAACUACAUAUUCUCAGGAAAGGAUGACUGAAUAAAAACAGUUCUUGCCCGUGAAAUCUCUGUCUAGUUAUACUGGUAGUGUUGAUAAGAAUUGUAUAUAAGAGUAUGCUGAAAGAAGCCUUUAAAGACAGAUUCCUCUUAAUUUUUAAAGGAUUUAUUUUAAACAAAUAUAUAAGUCUAGUGUGGUGAUGUACACCUUUAAUCUCAGUACUUUUGAAAGGCAGAGGCAGGUGGAUUUCUGAGUUUGAGGCCAGCCUGGUCUAUGGAAUGAGUUUCAGGACAGCCAGGGCUGCACAGAGAAACCCUGUCUCAAAAGCAAACAAACAAGAAGUACUUUAAAAGUACUUUAUUAGUAUGGGUGUUUGUUGGCAUGAAUGCCUGAGUACUUGUAUGCAGGACUCAGAGGUCAGAGAGGGUGUAUGAACCCCUGGAACAGGAGUUCGGACACUUGUGAUCGGCCAUGUGGGUGCAAUCCAGGUCAUCUGGAAGGGCAGACAGUGCUGUUAACUACUAAGCCAUCUCAUUAACCCCUACAAUUUUUAUUUUUUAAUUCCAUAUUGUGUGCAUAUGUGCAAGUGAGUGCAGAAGAGGGCAUCGGAUCCCUUGUAGCUGGAAGUAGAGUAGUAGUGAGUGCCUAGUGUGGGUGCUAGGAGUGAAACUUGAGUCCUCUGGAUGAGCCGAUGUGCUCUUAACCACUGACUCAUUGUCCUGCCUCCCACUUUUUUGUUGUUUUAAGUAUGUGCAAGGUAGUGAUGGGUGUUUAAUACUUUUUACAUACUUCUAAAAAUUGUCCUUUUACCUCAGUAUUUUCAGAGACUGUGUUUCCUCCUAGAAGACUCAGAAGUCACACACAUAGUCUCACCAAAAAGACUGUCUAAACAUUAGCUGAACAAGGACAACAAUAGACAUCCUGACUUGGACGGCAAAGCUCACAAGGCCUCCACCGUAUGGCAAGAACUACAGGCAACUCAGGACUGCUGAGAGAGGGAGAGAGAGCCUUCCCCAGGGAAGAGCACACCGAUUGUCUAUCCAGAACCAAAUGGCCAUUCAUAAAUCACACUAAGUCAGAAAGUAUCCGGUUACAGACAAAAUGACUAUUUCCACGCUGCUACUUUCUCCUAAUCGGCGUUUACUAACCUGCCUCUCAAGAGUGCCUUCCCCAUGGCUCCUUCACUCAAGUCACCCUGCACCGGGACCCCCAGGUGCUCUGCCAAACUGUUUUGGACACCAUUGUACUAAGAGGGUGCUACUGUCUGACGGCUUCAGGAGAACAUUAUGUGUCCAGGCAACCUUGAAGGACCACACAGAAGGACUUUCUGAUAAAGAACAAAGAUUUGUGGAUAGACUUUAUACGGGUUUAGUGAAAGGACAGAGAGCUUGCCUAGCGGAGGCCAUAACUCUCGUGGAAUCAACCCAUACAAGGAAGAGGGAGCUGGCUCAGGUGCUUCUGCAGAGAGUCUUAGCCCUCCAGCGGGAGCAGGAGCUGCGGAACCAAGGAAAGCCCCUCACAUUUCGAGACUGUCCGGGCCCCCUGGUGCAGGAAAAUCAACAUUCAUAGAAUGUUUUGGGAAAAUGCUGACUGAGCAAGGGCACAGGUUAUCUGUGCUAGCUGUGGAUCCAUCUUCUUGCACCAGUGGUGGGUCCCUCUUAGGUGAUAAAACCCGGAUGAUUGAGCUGUCAAGAGAUAUGAAUGCCUACAUCAGGCCCUCUCCUACCAGUGGGACUCUAGGAGGAGUGACAAGGACCACAAAUGAAGCCAUUGUGUUGUGUGAAGGAGGGGGCUAUGACAUCAUUCUUAUUGAAACCGUCGGUGUAGGGCAGUCGGAGUUUGCUGUGGCUGACAUGGUCGAUAUGUUUGUUUUAUUGCUGCCACCAGCAGGAGGGGAUGAACUGCAGGGCAUCAAAAGGGGCAUCAUUGAAAUGGCAGAUUUGGUUGUUAUAACUAAAUCUGAUGGAGACUUGAUUGUGCCAGCCCGCAGGAUCCAAGCAGAGUACGUGAGCGCACUCAAGUUGCUCCGUAGGCGCUCGGAAGUCUGGAGGCCAAAGGUGAUUCGCAUUUCUGCCAGAAGUGGAGAGGGCAUCACUGAGAUGUGGGACACAAUGAGAGAGUUUCAGCACCAAAUGCUGGCCAGUGGGGAGCUGGCUGCCAAGAGACAGACACAGCACAAAGUCUGGAUGUGGAAUCUCAUUCAGGAAAACGUCCUAGAACACUUCAAGACCCACCCCAGCAUCCGAGAACAGAUCCCCCUGAUGGAGAGAAAGGUCCUCAGUGGAGCCCUCUCCCCAGGACGAGCAGCAGACUUGUUGCUAAAAGCUUUUAAAAGCAGACACUAAUAAAUUUAUCCUGUGCGAUCACUUUGUAGAGUUUCCCUGAGUGCUGAAUAUCCAAAAUAUCACCUGUGUGUUUAUCUGUUACACCUGUGUAAUGCCCCAGCUGGGAACUGCUUGUAACCUUGAAGCUGUGGGUGGUGUGGUCAGACACACAGCAUCUAGGAGACCCUGCUGUGUAGGACUGGUUCCACUGUAUCCCUUCUUUAUGCCCUGACAUGCUAGCCUGCUAAGUAGUUUCUUCUCAAGACUCAAAAGUGGAGGAAGCUUGGGAGGAGAAAGAAGACCUUACAUUUUGAAAUGGUUACAUCAAGUCUCUGUUCUCUGAAUUGCCAGAGAAAAUAUAAGCCAGAAUGACCACAUUUCUGAAAACUUAUUUGAGGCCAGAACAACACACACCAGGUUUCUUGGAAUUGAAAGUCCUGAUUGGCAUUUAGUGUACCAGACUAUUCUAAGAAUUUCUGAAGUGGCCAUGUAUACUUGUAACAAGACACCUGGAAUGAUGUGAGUCCAGUUUUUAAACUCCACUUGGCUCGACUUGGUGCCCUCGCCAUGACAGCGGAAAGGGAAAAUGAGCUACAGAAUUGGGCCCCAAGUUCCCUAGAGACUCAGGUAGAAUUAGGACAGUUCAGGGUCACUCAGUUUGAAAAUUAUGAACUAUUUCUGUUUCUACUUGCCUUGGCCAAUUUACUUCACAUUAGACCUACUUUUGUGUGUGUGCAUAUGUAAGUGUGUAAACACACACUGUGUAUACUUGCGUGUGGUGGCAGCAGGUCAUCACUGGGUAUGUUUGUGUUCUACUGCUGUCCACUUGCUUUGUGUUUGAGACAGCAUCUUACUAUGUAGCCCUAACUGGCCUUGAACUCAUGCUGUAGAUCAGGCCAAUCUUGAACUCAGAUCCACCUGGCUCUGCCUCCUCAAUGCUGAGAUAAAGGUGUGCACCACCCUGCCUGGCUUAUCCACCUUUCUUUUUAAAAGAAAAUGUCUCUGAAUAUGAAACUUAGCAAUUCAGCUAGCCCCAGGGUCCUGUCCUCUCUGCCCCUACAGCAUUACAGUGGUGGAUUAUGGGUACAAAGCAUGAUACCCAGCUUUGUGUGGGUCCUGAGGUCCUAAGGGUCCUAAACUUGGACCCUUAGGCUUACAUAGCUAGCACUUUCCAAACUGAGCUGUGUCCCCACAGAAAAAAAAAGUACAUUUUCUUGAUGCUGAAGAACAGAUGAGGUCUACAGAGGAAGUACAUAGCAAGGACUACAAGGCUAACCUCUCAGGUUAGGCUUUGUGUUUAAACCAGACCCUAUCAACUACUCUAAGCCUGAACAUUGUAACCUAACAUGUAGGCUUCAGUUUCUUACCUGGCAAAAUGGGGUUGGUGGAUAACUAUGGAGUUGGUAAGGAUUAAAUUAUUCAGGAAAAUGAUUUCAUUAUCAUGGAGGCAUAUAGGAAAUAUUGUUUGCUGUUUUAUGCUAAAGUUGUGGAUCCCUAAAGCUACAUAAACCUUAUUUAUAAUUUUAAUUUCUCCAUGGUCUUAUUACUAUCAUCAUGUUCUGAUGAUAUUUUAUAAUUGCCUUUACAACCCCAGCUCUGCUUAAUUCUUUGAAUGACUUAAACUAUUUGAUGGUAGUUACAACUAUGUACAUUUGGGUAAAAUUAUUUCUAGGUAUAAAAUUUCUCCCAAAUAAAACACCCUUUCAGCAGUUUUACACAUACUGUAUUCUGGACUCUUUAGGAUAUUUUACACAAUGUGUCAGCAUUACUCUUUCCAACCAUACUGGUUCCUACCUAAAAUCAAAUUUGAGUGCUAACAAGCACUCAUUGAUAUUUAUGUAAGAUCUGUGUGCUUGGCAUACCUGUAUUAUAGAUGUAGGUUAUAAGAUGCUCAGGCAGGUGAGCCAGGAGAGUUUCUUGAUUUGAGAAAGGACCACCAUUAAACCUAUCAGAUGAAAACUGGAUGCUUAGAAAUGUCCAGAGUGGGCAUCUCAUAAUUUCUCUUAAAUAAGCUAUUGCAAGGAAUAACUACCUGCCCUGGUGGUAUCAGUAGUGACAGGGUGCCACUGCAUUGUAAAGAAAGCUAGAAGGGGUGGGUGGCUUCUAUCAGCACUAAAUUUAGCAAGGUGAUCUCCAUUUGAUCUUCAUACCCUUUGAAAUGACGCAUAUGUAGUUAUAAAACUAUGAAAUAUGCCCCUCCCCCUCCUGUGGCUCUUGUGCCACAGGCUGGGAGACACCAAACUCUCAAAGAUUUUUCACCCGUUCUUUGGUUUGCUAUACUACAGUAGUAUUUAUAGGGUUUUUUUCUUUAAGUCUGCUUCAUUUUACUAAGCUCAAUAAUUCUUGCCUUUCCAUUUGUCCCCAACAGGAGUUCUACAGUAGUUCUAUUGGGCAUCUGGCCUGUUCAAAUGCAGCAGUUUCGAAUUGCUGUGUGUUGAUGUAACUCUAUCACGUACCAGACAAGCAAGUUAGGAAAAUUAGUUCUCCACGUUUACCAAUUCUCUUAUCUGUAAAAGUUUGGUACAGUAGCUACUUUAGACAUCUCUCAGAGAAAUGAGAACUGACGUGGUUGGUACUUGACAAUGGGCAGGCAGUGGUUAAAAUGUUACACAUAAAUGUUCAUCAUAGCUCUCUCCCACUACAGACCUUCAGUUCCUUUCAGAUGGACCAGACUACUUAAUCUGAUAGUUGCUCAGUCUUCCCACAGUUAAGUGAAAAUGACGAUCCUGUGGUGGUUAUACUAAUUGUCAAUUUGAUGACUUUUUAAUCACCUAGAGACACAUCUCUGACCAUGUAUUUGAGGGCAUUUCCAGAGAACUUAGGCUGAAUCUCACAGUAAAUGUGAAUGCUACCAUCCCAUGGGCUGGAUCUGGAACUGAAUAAUAAAGAAAAAGCCAGCUGUUUGACCAAUCACUUGUGCUCUGGCCACUACACUUGCAGCAACUCUUAUAGUAACUAAUACUGUGCCAUCAACCAGAGCUGUAUGCGGAGUAUCUGGAUACUGUUAUUGGAGAAUAAAUAGCAGUUACCUCUUAGGAAGCUUCAGGGUCAAAUGAGUACAGUCUUCCUCCAUUUUAAAAGGAUAGUUUUUUUCUAGAAAAAAAUUCUUACAGGUUAGUUUCAUUAGUUAAAAAUAUAGCUAUCAGGGCAGGAGAGAUGUCUCAGUGAUUAAGAACAAUUGGUAUUCUUGAAGAGGACUCCGUUCAGCUCCCAGUCCCUGGGUGGUGAUUUUCAAACAUCUGUAAGUAGGAAUCUGAUGCUUUCUUCUGACUUAUUCAGACACGUGGCAUGCACGGAGCACAUAUACAUAUAUGCAGGCAAAGCUCACAGACAUACUUUUUUAAAGACAAAGUAAAUGGGGGAGAUCUCAGCAUAGUGGUACCCACCUUUAAUCCAAGUACUUGGGAAGCAGAAGCAGGGAAGGGUAAGGCAGAGUAGAAUAUACAAAAAACCAUGGGAAAAGAUCAAGAUAUGCUACAUACAUGUUAUGGAUUCCAAGGAGAGGAGGAGAGGAAAUCAUUUCUGAAAUUCCUGUUAGAAUUCAAUUAUUUUUGUUUUUGGAGACAAGGUCUCUGUAGUCUGGCCUGGCCUGAAGCCUGCGUGCCUGGCUUUUGUUUUGUUUUGUUUUGUUUUGUUUUGUUUUGUGUUGCUGUGUUGUUGUUGUUGUUGUUUUUGAGACAGGGUUUCUCUGUGUAGGUGCUUACAUACUUCAAGAUAGUACCAGAAUUAUAAGCAACAUGAACACUCACUGAAUAACACAACUAACUAACAAAGUGCUAUCCCUUUGGUAAGACAGAAAAUGUUGGCAAAUUGAAAUCUUUCUUGAUGAACAACAACCAGGAAGUUUCUAAGAUAUUUUAAUUUCUACUUUAUUUCCUUGGUUAGUCAAUUACUAAACUUAAGGUCUUUUUUAAAAUCCUACUUGGAGUGAACACUGAAUGAUAGUUACUGUCCCAUGAAGCUCAAAGUUUUGGUUGAUUUAUUUGCUUGUCAUUUAUGGUAUAAAAUAUAAAUAGCAUAAAAAUAAUUGGAUUGAAUAUGAUAGACUUAUUUGUGAGUAUAAAAUGUGGAUGACAUGGGUUAAAGUACAUUAAUAUUUACACCUGAUGUGUGGUAAGAUAUAAAGCAAUAGUAUAAAUUGGGACAAUUGAUCUUGUUGGCCACUUUAGUCUCCUGAAGGAGUGAAGUGAAGGUGUGUAUACGCACAAAAAUUCUUCUACUCUUAGCAAAAUUAAGUGUUUAAACUAAUGUUAUUUUUAACUAACAGAAGAAAUCCUGUGAUGUCAUCAUCAAAAGUGUGGAGAAAAUUCUAUAGCUAUCUAGAAGAAUAAUAAAGCCACUUCUUAGCCUUA